Messenger RNA from Centruroides sculpturatus (bark scorpion), 1578 nucleotides. RefSeq names its product rho GDP-dissociation inhibitor 1-like. The transcript has 5 exons. Gene Ontology annotation, biological process: Rho protein signal transduction. Lineage: Eukaryota; Metazoa; Arthropoda; Arachnida; Scorpiones; Buthidae. The record is from RefSeq and is a predicted model, not a curated record. Gene Ontology annotation, molecular function: Rho GDP-dissociation inhibitor activity; protein binding. The coding region runs from base 156 to 764 and encodes 202 amino acids. Gene Ontology annotation, cellular component: cytosol; cytoplasm; membrane.
CGACGAAUUGGCGGAUCUGUCUUUUUACGAUAAACUCACGUGGCGCCAUCUAGUAUAGGUGAGGAAUAUAGCGAAGAAAAGGAAAAUUAAUUCCUCUCGGUAAAAUUGGAAUUUUUUUUUGACAACCGUUCGCCGUAAGAAAUUUUAAUAAGAAAAUGGCAGAUGAUACAUCAGCAAUAGAGCAAGAAAUUCCGGAAGAUCAAGAAGAAUGUACCAAUUAUAAACCUCCACCUGAGAAAUCAUUAAAAGAAAUUGUUGCAGCUGACGAAGGAGAUGAAAGCCUUCGAAAAUAUAAAGAAGCAUUGUUGGGACAAGCAACAAAAGAUAUUAUUAUUGUUGAUCCUAGUACACCCAAGCAUGUUUUGGUGAGAAAGUUAGCCUUGAUUGUCGAAGGCAGGCCGGAUAUCGAGCUUGAUUUGUCAGGUGAUUUAGAAACAUUGAAGAAGAAAACCUUUGUCAUUAAAGAGGGUAUCCAGUAUCGUAUACGAAUAGACUUUUAUGUCCAAAGAGAGAUUGUAACAGGCCUCAAGUAUGUGCAGAAAAUUUUUAGACAUGGAAUCCAAUGUGACAGCAUUUCUAAUAUGGUUGGAAGCUAUGCUCCCAAGAAAGAAAUACAGUCUUAUACCACUCCAUUGGAAGAUAUGCCAUCUGGGAUGCUAGCAAGAGGAAAUUACACAGUGAAAUCACUCUUCACGGACGACGACAAAAGUGAACAUUUGAAAUGGGAGUGGAGUUUUGAAAUAAAAAAAGAAUGGAAUGAUUGAGGGCGGUUUACGGCAUGGACUCUCUUAUCUACUUUCUAAACAUUGAAUCUGUUAGAUUAAAAAAGCCAGAAUAAUGGCAGUAUUAUGUAAAUUUAUUUUUCUUUCCUUACUGAGCUAGAUAUUUUCCAUUUACAGGAAAUGAAUAUGCAAUGAAUGAUGUGGUAGCUCAAAUCAUGUUUUGUGCCUUAUGCUUUCCGAAUGGCUAAUUUGGCAUUUAUGAUCUUACUACAAAGCAAUCACAUGUUGCUCUUAAUGCACAAUUGUGGUGGUGCUAAGCUUCUGGUUUGUCAAAGUGUGAAAUGGUUUGCCAUGUGACAUUUACUCAAUGUUAAAAGCCAAACUGAAUGAUACUUCCGGACUUCUUCCUAAAUAAAGUGCAAUGAAUCUGUGCAACAAAUCUAAUUGGAAGUUAAUAUGCUUCCAGUACAUUUCUUAAAAAUUAAAAGAUCAUUUUUCUACUAAUUCAUAUGAUUGUGAAAUAAUAAAAAAUACAAACAAAGAAGUGUCUUUUUUUUUAAUAUGAUAAAUGAUUACAAUAUAAUUCUUUUAUCAGAUCCAUAUAUUUAAAGUCUAAAUUGAUUAUCAGAUUUCAGGUAAUACAUUACAUUGUUGUUUUUAUAAAUUUGUUUAUUAAAUUAAAGCACACACAUUUCACAAUUUUGUAAUGCCUUAAUGAUGCAUAUCAUUUCUAAACAAUCUUGUAGAUGUACAGUACAUAAAUGCAAUAUAUGUGUAUGUCUGAUUUGAAAAAUAAAAUUUGUCAAUUAAUUUUUGCCUUGUACAGGUGAUUCCCAAAUGUUUACCAAAUAAUAUG